CCACAGGGGCUGAACUGCCGAGUCAAGAACAGUACCUGCCUGGAUGACAGCUGGAUCCAACCUCGACACUUGACCCCCUCGUCCCCAAAGGACGUCCAGGUUGAGGUGCGGGUGGCCCGCACCCAGGAUGGAGACCGAGUCCCCGUGGUUCACAUCCAGUGGGCACUGCAGACGGAUGCCAGCAUCCUCUCCUUGGAGGGGGUGGAGCUCUCUGUCCUGCAGCUGACCACCAACGAGCGGCUGUGUGUCAAGUUUGAGUUUCUCUCCAAGCUGCAGCAUCAUCGCAAGCCGUGGCGCUUCGCCUUCAGCCACUUCGUGGUGGAGCCCGGCCGGGAGUACGAGGUGACCGUCCACCACCUGCCCAAGCCCAUCCCGGACGGGGACCCGAACCACCAGUCCAGGACCCUCCUCGUGCCGAACUGCGACAACCGCGCCAUGAAGGAAACCAGGCCGUGCGUGAGCGCAGGCAGCCUGUGGGAGCCCGACAUCGCCCUGCGCCUCCUGGAAGCCCCCCAGCAGCUGCAGGUCAGCUUCGCCCCGUGGAACGAGUCCGCCCGCUACCAGGUCCUGCUGGAGAGCUUCCGGCGAGACGACAAUGAGACGUGUUUCCAGCGCACGGUGGACAUACCUGCGCCCACGGCGGAGGCCCUCCACCAGCGGGCCAACCUCACGUUCCUGCUGCCCAACGCCGACUGGUGCUGCCGCCACCAGCUGAAGAUCCAGCCCUUCUUCAGCAGCUGCCUGAACGACUGCGACAGACGGAUCGCGAACGUCAGCUGCCCCCCGACCGUGGACCCUCCAGGCCCGGUUGCAGACUACGUGCCCCUGUGGGUGUACGUGUUCAUCACGGGCGUCGCCAUCUCGCUGGUGGGCUCCGCCAUCCUGCUGACCCUCUGCAUGACCUGGAGGCUGUCGGGGUCUCGUCGUGAGAAACCGGGUGCCAGGGACCCAGAUGCCGUGCCCACUGCCGGCCUGACGCCACCUCCCCUGAAGCCCCGGAAGGUCUGGAUCGUCUACUCGGCCGACCACCCCCUCUACGUGGACGUGGUCCUGAAGUUCGCCCAGUUCCUGCUCACCGUCUGCAGCACUGAAGUGGCCCUUGACCUGCUGGAGGAGCAGGUCAUCGCGGAGAUGGGGGUCAUGACCUGGGUGGGCCGCCAGAAGCAGGAGAUGGUGGACAGCAACUCCAAGAUCAUCAUCCUGUGCUCCCGAGGCACCCGGGCCAAGUGGCAGGCCAUCCUCGGCUGGGAGGAGCCUGCCGUCCAGCUCCGCUGUGACCACCAGAGGCUCGCCGGGGACCUCUUCACCGCGGCCAUGAACAUGAUCCUGCCGGACUUCGAGAAGCCGGCCUGCUUCGGCACCUACGUCAUCUGCUACUUCAGUGGCAUCAGCAGCAAGGACGACGUCCCCGACCUCUUCCACAUCAUGCCCAGGUACCCGCUCAUGGACAAGUUCGAGGAGGUGUACUUCCGGAUCCAGGACCUGGAGAUGUUCGAGCCGGGCCGGAUGCACCGCGUAGGGGAGCUCACGGGGGACAACUACCUGCAGAGCCCCAGCGGCCGGCAGCUCCGGCAGGCCGUGGACCGGUUCCGCGAGUGGCAGGCACAGUGCCCCGACUGGUUCGAGCGCCAGAACCUCUGCUCGGCAGCCGACCAGGACCUCCAGUCCCUGGACGAAGAGGUGUUUGAAGAGCCGCUGCUGCCGCCGGGACACGGGAUCAAGAAGCAGAUGCCGCUGGUGCGGGAGCCCACUGCGGAGGACGGCCUGGCGGUGGAGCUGCUCCUGACCGAGGAGGGCGGGCAGGUGGCCCGGCUGCACCCCCGGCAUCAGCCCCAGGGGCAGCUGGUGGCGCAGAGCCUGCAGACCACGGUGCUGGCCCUGGAAGCGGCCCCUCCCGCUCAGGCUCUGGAGCCUGUCUCGCCUGCUGUGCUCAGGAGCAGCGUAGCCACUCAGGUGGCCGUUGUGGAGGGGGGUGAGGCCUGCCCACUGCUGGAGGGUUCUGGCCCCCAGCGGAACAGUGUCCUCUUCCUCCCGGUGGACCUGGAGGACGCUCCUCUCUGCAGCACCCCGAGGGCGCUGUCGGACGACCUCCCCGGGGCCGUAAGGGAGAAGCUCGAAGGCUUGAUGCUCUCGCUCUUCCAGCAGAGCCUGAGCGACCAGGCCCCUGAGGUCUGGGGGCGGCCGGCGCCAGCCCUCCAAGAGCUACACACGCCCUAUGGGGAGGGGCAGCGGGAGUCGGUGCAGUCUGACCAGGGCUACAUCUCCAGAAGCUCCCCCCAGCCCCCCGAUGGGCUGGUGGAAGUGGAGGAAGAGGAAGCCGGGCAGGACCUGGGACAGUCGGCCAAGCAACUGUCCCUGGAGGCGCUGGAGAGCCUGCGGAGUCUCCAGAGGCGGCUCCUCUUCCAGGAGCUCCGGAAGGACUCGGGCUGGGACAGCAUGGAGCCCGAGGGCCCAGUCACAUAGGGCCUGCAGACCCAGAGCGCGAGAGGGAGUGUGAGUGCCUGGGUGUGCGCGUGUUUCUGUGUGUAUAUAUGUAUAUACGUUCCCGUGUGAAAUGGCACCUUUCAAAUGCAGACAUCCUGAUUUUGAUGCCUA
This is a messenger RNA of Phyllostomus hastatus (greater spear-nosed bat), 2595 nucleotides long. RefSeq names its product interleukin 17 receptor A (gene IL17RA). The transcript has 12 exons. The record is from RefSeq and is a predicted model, not a curated record. The annotation marks the transcript as partial. Gene Ontology annotation, molecular function: interleukin-17 receptor activity. Lineage: Eukaryota; Metazoa; Chordata; Mammalia; Chiroptera; Phyllostomidae.